Messenger RNA from Miscanthus lutarioriparius, 621 nucleotides. The record is from the annotation of a GenBank genome assembly. Lineage: Eukaryota; Viridiplantae; Streptophyta; Magnoliopsida; Poales; Poaceae.
AUGGUGAUGGUGUCAGGCGGUGGGGGGAAUGCGUGGGCGAAGGAGAUGACCAUCCGCCGCAGGAUAGCCAGCAUGUGCGCUCCACACCCUGAAGCAAUCACUCCCUCUCUAUUCAACAAGACGCAGGAACAUUUCCCUACUCUGAAGGACUACAACGAUUAUCUGGAAGAAGUUGAGGAUAUGACUUUCAACCUGAUCGAAGGGAUAGAUGUCGAGGCGAUUGAAGCAAAAAUUGCAAGAUACCAACAGGAAAAUGCGGAGCAGAUAUACUUGUCCAGAGCUAAAAGGGCGGAAGAUCUUGCAGCAGCACUUAAAGCAAGCAGGAUGAACCCUGUAAAGGCCGAGGCCAAUGAUAUGGCUGCUGGGAGUUCUCAGGGUAUUAGUGGUGGGGCAGGAGUUCAGGGCCAGUAUGCACCUGCCGCCGUUCUUGGGGGAGUGGCUCAGCCUCGCCCCACAGGUAUGGCUCCCCAACUAAUCGGCAGUCGGUCAGAUCCUCUUCAAGGAGAUGACGAGGAGACCAGGAGACUACGCGCAGAGCGAGCAGCACGAGCUGGUGGAUGGACUGCUGAAUUGAGUAAGAGAAGAGCGCUGGAGGAGGCGUUUAGCGCCAUAUUUAUCUAG